AUGAAGCUGCCAGCACGCUCGCUCAUCAAGAAGCUCGUACGUGCGCAUCUGCCGCCCAACGUGCGUCUCUCCAAGUCCGCCGACCUCUACGUGCUGCUGGCGUUCUUGAUCUACAUGCAGCGCCUCGCCAACGAAUCCAGGCUCGCCCACCAGCAGGACGCGGUCAACGGCCUCAAGGGCUCCGCAACCAUCGCGAGGAGGCACAUCAAUGAACAGCGCCAUGGCGCUCCAAUACGCUCCAAUACGCAGCAGCUCGACGGCACGUCGGACCGCGACCAGCCUCCAUUUACCUAG
Messenger RNA from Moesziomyces antarcticus, 294 nucleotides. RefSeq lists its product as uncharacterized. Gene Ontology annotation, cellular component: kinetochore; nucleoplasm. The coding region runs from base 1 to 294 and encodes 97 amino acids. Gene Ontology annotation, molecular function: DNA binding; protein heterodimerization activity. Lineage: Eukaryota; Fungi; Basidiomycota; Ustilaginomycetes; Ustilaginales; Ustilaginaceae. Gene Ontology annotation, biological process: chromosome segregation; kinetochore assembly; mitotic cell cycle. The transcript has 2 exons. The record is from RefSeq and is a predicted model, not a curated record.